AUGGAGUCGAUGUCAGCCACAGAUGGAAACUAUCCCGCUGUUGAGUGGCCAAGGAAUUGGUUCGCGUCCUGGAGGGCUCGCUCGAAGAACUGGUCCAAGAAUGCAAACGACGUAUCAUCCUCUGCACGCGCAUGUUACAUGCUACAUGGCAUGUUGGUCAUCGUACAUAUCAUCCUUGUUAUCUUUUAUGUUCAUCACUGGGAACACCGUGUGAUCAUUUCAAUCACGUCAACAAACAAUGAUUUUUGGCCUGUGUUGCUGAGUGCUUCACUCCAAGCAUUCUAUACUAUCUACACAGCUGUCUUACUCUUCCUUACUCAACGGCUUGGGGUUUCGAGAACACUUGUACGCCGUCUGAAAUUGACUGCGAUUCACGACAUUUCUGGCGCAUGGGCGGGCCUCGGCUCUGCGCUUAGCAGCGUCUGGCGACAAACUGACAUCCCUGCUUCAUUAUGGACCACUGCUGGCGUGACAGCCUACCUGGCGAGUAUGUCCGUGCUGCAUGUCACCUCUUCCACUCUCCUACAAUUUCAACUGUUCAAUGCUUCUAUGGCGACCUCUGUGCCAACAAGACUAGGAUGGCUAUAUGACCUAUCAUUCUCUUCUGACGCAAACUGGGGUUCCAUUACCGCAUCUCUACCAGUCAUCAAUCAAUUGUCUGGCAUGGUCACUCCAGGGUUAUCCAAUACUACAGUCUAUGACACCCUCAAAACAAGCUCUGUAACAGGAAAUGCAGCUGUGAAUGCAACGACGAUAACCUCGCAUUGCGGAUUGCUUCCCAAUGUCACAUAUUCUUCGAAUAAUAGCUUUGCCAGCGCACCGUUUAGCAUGGAUGGUGCAAAUUAUUCUCUCAUCAUGGGUGCGAGCCCUCCCUGGUCAGACCAGAUACAAGUUCUUCAAUGGACUGGUUAUGACGGUUUUUCCGGUCGUCCUCUGCCUGAUGGUAUUAAUAUAUGGCCUAGUGUCUUACUGAUGGUCUCUACAUUAUUAGAGAUCGAACCUUCAGUACAAGAGACGGUCGCUGUUAAUAUGACUUGGGAAUAUAGAAAUAUUUCCUAUACCAAUAACAAUAACAAUACCAAUAUUGACAUCAUUCCGUAUGAUAUUCAGGUCUAUUUUAUGCAAUGCUCGCUGUUGGCCAACACUACAGAGGGGGUGGUCGACAUGCAAACCAACAUUUUGCUGACUCCAGUGCCCAUCUGGCAGCCAUCCACGCAAUGGGAAAUGUACCAAUGGACGAAUGUCAGUAGUUGGGCAGCAGAAAUCGGCAACGCUUUGUCUACCCCAGUCAGUAGUGGGUAUUCAUUUCAAGAUGCACAUCUACAUAACACCGAACCUUCGAUUGCGGACGAGUUUAUUAUGUCAUUGGUGGGCUUGAACCUCAUCGCUGAAAAAUCGCAAUUCGGAGCCAAUGCUCCUCCUAUUCCUACUUUUGUUUUGAGACCGGACAUCCUAGAACUGGCUAUUGCGAAAACAACUGCACAACUCAUUUGGACAGCGGCACGAUUCAGCCCAUCCAAUGGAGGAUUUCAGCCUGGCAACGGGAUGGCCAAUGUCGACGAGGAGUAUAUUGCCCUCCGCCUCAAUAUCAACCUUCUUCCUUUGUGUUUUGCGUCAUCUGCAUCGGUGAUCAUGUUAGGACUAGCGUUACACAUGACAAGAGCAUUCGAUGCAUCGCACAAUUGUCAGGCUGUCAUCCCAAAUAUAGGUCCACUUCAACUCAUGUGGUUGGGUCAUCGUUCAGCCUCUAUCAAUGAAGCCCUGGAAGAUGUGGAGCGCCCGACAGAGGCCAAUCUGCGCCGAGCAGGAAUGAUAGAUGUUUGUUUUGCAAAGACGAUAUCCGGCGAACAAGAAUUUGGGAGUUCAACUGAUAGUCUCGCUAGUGAAGUUGACCACGGUCAUGACGAUGAGAUUUGA
Messenger RNA from Suillus clintonianus, 1917 nucleotides. RefSeq lists its product as uncharacterized. NCBI's taxonomy places the organism in Eukaryota, Fungi, Basidiomycota, Agaricomycetes, Boletales, Suillaceae. The transcript is spliced from 11 exons. The record is from RefSeq and is a predicted model, not a curated record. The coding region runs from base 1 to 1917 and encodes 638 amino acids.